AUGUCUACAGACGGCUAUAGGAACAUCAUCCUCAUCGGCGGAAGCGGCUCUCUAGGCAGCGUCCUCCUCCAGUCCCUCCUCUCUGAGCCCAAGUUCAACGUGACCGUGCUCACACGAGAGUCAUCCAAAGCGCGCUCCAGCAUUCCCUCAACGGCCAAGGUCAUCACCGUCCCUGACUCCUAUCCCCAGGAGGAACUUGUCAAAGCGUUCGUGGGCCAGGAUGCUGUGGUGAACGCCAUUACGAGCUUCUCCGUGGCCGAGCAGCUACGCUUCAUCGAUGCCGCUAUCAAAGCUGGUGUCAAGCGCUACGUCCCGUCCGAGUAUGGCCUCGAUAACAACACCCCCAAGGCGCAGGAACUAGCUCCCGUCUUCAAGGAAAAGGGUCUUGUGCAGGAGUAUCUCCGGGGAAAGGAAUCGAGUGGGUUGACUUGGACGGCUAUUGCUUGUGGAAUGUGGAUUGGAUGGUCCCUUCGCAACAACUUCCUCGGAUUCAACUAUGCAAACCGCACCGUGACCUUCACCAACGACGGAACCGGAUAUUUCUCCACCACUACGCUAAACAACACCGCGUUGGCUCUGAACCGCAUCCUCCUUAACCCCAGCACCACGGCCAACCAGAUCGUUUUUACCAGCGACUUCGCGACCAACCAGAAGGAACUCGUUGAGACGAUCGAGCGUCUCACAGGUGACAAAUGGCAGCGAAAGUCCAUCGACACGAAGGAGGUCAUUCCGUCCCUCAAGUCGGCGUGGGAGAAUGGCGAAGCGCUCGCGGGUUACGGAUUGAUUAAUAUUGGGUUCACCGAGGGCUCGUACAGUGGAUACUUUGAGCCUACCCGCCAGAUCCGCAACAAGGAGCUUGGACUUCCCGAUAAGACGAUCGAUGAGGUCGUGAAGGAGGCUUUGGGAGAGGUCGGACAUGCGGGUUUCUAA
Messenger RNA from Aspergillus melleus, 930 nucleotides. RefSeq names its product aromatic alcohol reductase. NCBI's taxonomy places the organism in Eukaryota, Fungi, Ascomycota, Eurotiomycetes, Eurotiales, Aspergillaceae. The transcript has 3 exons. The coding region runs from base 1 to 930 and encodes 309 amino acids. The record is from RefSeq and is a predicted model, not a curated record. Gene Ontology annotation, molecular function: oxidoreductase activity.